ACACAUAUUAUAUUUAGACUUGUAAUUUAAAACUACUUGUUUAUUAUAAAGACGUCCAUUUGACCUCAGUAGUGUAUUGUUAUGAUGAAUGAAGAAUGGCGGACGUUGUCAUAUUACGAUAUUUGUUCACAUUUCUAUUGAUAAAUGCUUGCUGUGCAGGUCUACCUGGCUUGGACGAAGAUGAGGUGUCAGGCAGCACACAGGAGCCUGAAUCACAGCAUAAUGAUGACCCGAUCACAAUUGAAAAGAUGAUGGUACAACAACCUAGGAGGAGAAAAUUUCAAAAAAGGUACAAAUGCCAUCAAUGUGAGCCGCCGGAAUGUGGAUCAUCGAAAGAGGAGAUAUGCCACGACGCGCUGUACUGCUACAAGUCGUCGGUGCGCGCCUCCGACGGAGAGCUGCGCCACUCGCGCGGGUGCUCCACGCAGAGGGACCACUACCAGUUCACCUGUAGGACUAAUACUCCGCAGCAGAGCCUCCGCAAGCGGCACGCGGGUCUGCACAACAUCUCGUGUUGCCAGGGCGACCUGUGCAACGCGGGCUCGUUCCCGUUGCUGGCGCCGCCGGGCGACACGGCCAUCGAGCCGCUGCCCACCAACGCAUGGAAGCUGUGGGCCAGUGUAGCUGCCUCCGUGUUCGUCGUCAGCGCUAUUGGAGCCAUGGCCAUCUUCGUACUGCGCCGGAGUCAUAGACUGCGCGUCUCCCGCGCGGCGCUGCACAAGCUGGGCGCGGACUCCAACUACUUCUCCUCCAACAUGUACAGUCCACACGUCACCAGCGCGUUCUAUGAAGGCGUAGAAGGGUCCCAGAACGGCAGCGGUCUCCGCGCGACGGCGGCCGGGGACUCGACGCUGCGCGAGUACCUGGAGUGGUCCGUCACCAGCGGCUCGGGCUCCGGCCUGCCCCUCAUGGUGCAGCGGACGCUCGCCAAGCAGGUCUCGCUCUGCGAAUGUGUCGGGAAGGGUCGUUACGGCGAGGUAUGGCGCGGGUCGUGGUACGCAGACAGCGUGGCGGUGAAGAUAUUCUUCUCCCGGGACGAGGCCAGCUGGCGCCGCGAGACCGAGAUCUACUCCACCGUGCUACUGCGCCACGAGAAUAUACUCGCCUACAUCGGGAGCGAUAUGACCAGCAGGGGCAGUUGUACACAGUUAUGGCUGAUCACCCACUUCCACCCGCUGGGGUCGCUGUACGAGCACCUGAACCGGACCACUCUCACGAGACACCAGAUGAUGGCCAUCUGUCUGUCCACCAUCAACGGACUGCUGCAUCUGCACACCGAGAUACAUGGCACACAGGGUAAGCCGGCGAUCGCCCACCGCGACAUAAAAACGAAGAACAUCCUGGUGAAGGUGAACGGCGAGUGUUGCAUCGCGGACCUGGGGCUGGGCGUGACGCGCGCGCAGCUGGCCGCCGGCCUGCAGCAUAACCCGCGCCAGGGGACCAAGCGGUACAUGAGCCCAGAGAUGCUGGACCAGAGCAUCAACACGACAUGCCUAGAGUCGUUCCUGAAGUGCGACGUGUACGCCGUAGCGCUGGUACUGUGGGAGGUAUGUCGGCGCGUGUCCCCGGCGGCGCGCGAGUACCGCCCGCCCUACUUCGAGCUGGCCGCCGCAGACCCCAGCUUCGACGACAUGCGCAAGAUCGUCUGCGUCGACGCUGCUAGACCUGAACCGCCUGAUGAUCCGCAUCCCACAAUGGUGGGCAUGUCCCAGUUAAUGCGCGAGUGUUGGCACCAGAACGCGUCGGUCCGCCUGCCCGCGCUGCGCAUCAAGAAGACUCUCCUCAAGCUGGCUGCCGCAGACAACUCCAUCAGACUCAACGAGGACAAUGAAGUCUCCGUAUAAACUACACCUACACACAGGUACAUACUUGUAACUAUUAUAGAAAAAAAAGGAAAUGGGUCUAAGUAAGGUCUUGUACGGUACAAGCGAAGGCUUAUUAGGCCUUAAACAGUGAACAAUAAUAUUAAAAUUUGUGACUCGUCUGUAAAAUCUAUCAAGGAACAAGCAAAGGCUUUAAACUGAGACCUAGCUAUCAAUGGACAUUAAAUAAAUGAAUUAUUAUAUAAAUUAGUGACUUGUCUGUAAAAUUGACUAUUUGAAAUUGAAGUGACUACAAAUUGUUGAUUGACAAUCAUAUUUUGUCGUAUGUCAUUGUCAAUCUUACAUCCGAAUACUGAAACGCUACUCAAUUUUGAAUUGUACUUAAAUAUCGUGCUAUCUCUAUCUUUUAUAAAGAAUUUGUAGUGACAGAACUAUUUCUGAGUUCUGAGAGUGUUUUAAAAUUGAGUGGCGUUUGUGUAUUUGAAUAUUAUACAUUGAUGUUUCUUUUAUGUCAAUUUGAUUAUUCAACCCAAGACUGGUAGUCUCGACAGUAAUAACGACGAAAUUCUAUCGCUAAGUUGAUCGAUUGUCGUUACCAUUGUCGAGUAUUCCAGCAUUGGAUCACAAAGAUACAAAUAAUGAACAAUGAUCGCGCAGUCUGUCAGAACAAAUAUUUGCCAUAAUUAUUUACUCAAAUUUGACCCAAGUAUCUCAUAGAUUUAGAGUUUAAAA
Messenger RNA from Spodoptera frugiperda (fall armyworm), 2555 nucleotides. RefSeq names its product activin receptor type-1 (gene sax). Gene Ontology annotation, molecular function: SMAD binding; ATP binding; transforming growth factor beta receptor activity, type I. The coding region runs from base 96 to 1844 and encodes 582 amino acids. Gene Ontology annotation, cellular component: BMP receptor complex; plasma membrane. The record is from RefSeq and is a predicted model, not a curated record. The transcript has 13 exons. Gene Ontology annotation, biological process: dorsal/ventral pattern formation; protein phosphorylation; BMP signaling pathway. Lineage: Eukaryota; Metazoa; Arthropoda; Insecta; Lepidoptera; Noctuidae.